Molecule: messenger RNA, 3271 nt
Organism: Amphimedon queenslandica
Lineage: Eukaryota; Metazoa; Porifera; Demospongiae; Haplosclerida; Niphatidae
Exons: 6
Coding region: 191-3172 (993 amino acids)
Source: RefSeq, a predicted model, not a curated record
CCGCCCCUUCGCUACCUGCGGAGGAAGGGUCUGGAGACACUCACGCAGAAAGUGUGUGCACAGAGGUGCGAAAGUUUACAAUGACGUUGUCGUUGUGCGCGUGAUAGGAACGUGAUCAAACUGACCGCGCCCAGUCGCAUGGCAACACGUGUGUUGACUCCUGUAUCAUGCUGUAGCUGUCGUUUGAGCCAUGAACUGUCUAUUCUGUGGCGUCCUUGUUCCUCCUGGAAGUCGAGCGUUCUUAAAAACGAAGGAUGAAGAGAUAGACAAUAUAAUAGAGUCAUUGAAGCACAGAUAUGACUUUUCUGUAAGAGAUUUUGCGAAGUUUUUGAGGAAAGGAGUGAUUUGUAGAGGAAAAUGUCUUGGUUUGAUAAGCAAGUUAAUGAAAUUGAAGAAAGAUAUUGUGGCUUUGGAGAGUGAGGUAGCUGAAAAGUUUGGAGAGGUUAUGCUGACAAAUGACCUUGGUAGAGUAAAAGAUGAUCAGGUGUCUGAAGAUGUUAACAGCACUGCUGAAUCCCUAGGCAAGACUAAUGAAUCCCCUAUAAGUCAGAGUCUAUCUAAUGUUACUUCUACUCCUAGAAGCCGUAAUCAGAAGUUUGUUGGAGUAAUAACGAUUUGUAAUGGGAAAAAGUCUGUAGCGCGUUUACCUCCUUCGUUAAGAGGAUUAGGACGUUCUUUGGGUAGGAAAAACAGGAAUUCAAUAGUAAAUCAUGUGAUGAAAGAUGUGGGAAUGAAACAACUAGUAAUAAACAAGUUGAGAAAAGUUCUUAUGAAGGAGUUUGCUAAGCUUUCGAAAAGGAAUUCUUGUUUUACUGAUAAAGGAAUAUCUGCAUUAGACAAAUUCAAUUGGUCAACCAUUGCACUGAAGCUAAAAGGAGCUGCUCCAACUCUAUUCUCCCUUUUGGAAGCAUGCACUACGAAAACAGAACUGGAGAAAAAUAUUGUGAUUGUAGUAUGCUCUUCAAUAUUGUUGAAGAGUUUUUGCGAAAGGGCUAACCUUUUCCAGAGACUGGUGUCUGUGCUACUGUUUACUGGCCAUGCUCCAAAACAGUUGUAUAACCAAUUACAAAAGGCUGGAAUUUGUGUAUCUCACAAAACCACAAUAAGAAUAAUAGAUGAAAUGAGUACUGACUUUGAUCAACCUGUAAUUGACUGGUGUAACAACAUUAAAAGGAAUAUCUGGCAUAAUAACACACAGCUGGAAAUAGUGGAACAAUCCACAGCUAUAGAGGAACAACCCACAGAUAUACAUGUCGAGGAACAACCUACAGAAUUGGAGGAACAACUGGCAGAAAUAGAGGAAGAUAUUGCUUCUUUGUUUCCGGAGGAAGAUCUAAAUCCCACAGCAUUAAUGCAGUCAGGGGCAAGUUCAGAAAUAGAGUCUGCUUCAUCAGGUGCUCCUUCCUCACCACCUUCAGAUAUCACCAUUUCUCAUCUUAGCGAAUCUACAUUUUCUGCAAAUAGCCAAUCAGAUGAUUCUGUUAAUGACAACACCAGCUCUUAUGUCUUACAAAAGCCUAAAUUCGAAUCAUUCAAACUUGUAGGUGACAACCUUGAUAAAAGUGUCAGACCUCGUCACGAAACAGUCGAUAGUCAUUUAUGCUCUCUCCAUUACUUCCAUUCUUUUGCUGUAAAAGACCGCUGUGACACUUCAGAAUUACAAGAUAACCCUUCUCUACCUGAUGUUGAUUUGACGAGUUUCUCUUUUGACGUAAUACUGCCCAGUGAAGAAGAUUUCAUAAUGUUACAGGAUAACUAUACCAUCAUUGCUGCACGUGUCAUUCAAAAAUACAUACCUUUCUUUAAACAGAAUGUCCCUAAAGUAGUUCGUCAUAUUCGUCAUAUUCAUACUGCAGAAAUGUCUCAAAAGUCUGAUGUGGUUCCAUUAGGAGUCCUUUUUAAAAAUGAAGUUUCACAUGAAGAUAUGAUUGAUAUAAUGAGUCACCUUCAACAAUACGUUCCUUGUAACACUGCUGAAGAUGAGAUUACAGAUCCAUUAACUAAUAAACCAGAAAAGGUCUACAUUGAUCAGUUUCACCAUAUUCUCUUUGGAGGGGAUCAACUCACAGUAGAAAGAUCUGUCGGAGCUAAGAAAGAAAGGAUUAAUGAAGCAAGAGGAACUGAAAGGUUGGAAGGGUUACUCCCUGUAGUUGAAGAUUGGCAUGCCAAAGUUGCAUUUCUAAAGGCUAUAUGGCGAAUACUGUAUAAGACCUCUUCUGCAUCAAAUACUGGGACCCUGUACCAACUACGAAACCUGCUAAUGAGAAGGAGUGUAACUGAGAAGAUUAGGACUGAUCCAACGGCGUGUGAAGAAUUUUUUCUUCUAGUUGUAGAUGGACAUAUUCUCAGUGCUGCUAUGAAAGCAUUUGAACUAGAUUCGUUAGAUGCCACACCGCAGUCAUCACAGUUUCAGGGAGAUUUUCUAAGUCUCAGCCCAACUGAAAGAAGAAAGAUAUUUUUAUCAUCUGUGAAUGAGCUACUUUCUGACCGUACUUAUCAAUUUGCUGUUGGUAAAUGUAUCAAUGAUAACGAUAGUGUCUAUACAUAUGCAAAGGAGUUAUUGUCACUAGGGAUGCUCUACCUAGAGUUAAUAGAUGCUAUUAGAGAGGGUGACGGGUUACGUAUUCUUCGGUGUUGGCGUUAUCUACUGUUGAUAUUUAAAGUCACCGACAAAAGAAAGUACGCCGUUCAAGCAGUGACUCUCCUCUUCCAGUACGAAUUUUUUUUCACUGAAAGAAUGAGACACCAACUGCUGUGGAAUAGAACUAUUAAUGCUACUGGCAGAAUUGGGCACAACAUCCCCAUGGAUCUCCACAUGGAGCACCUGAAUAGGAAUCUGAAGUCUGCCAUUAGUCACCUAUCGUCAAAUGUUAGUAAGUCAACCAUAAGUAGAUUGGGCAAAUCCAUGAAGAAGUUAGAGGCUGUGACGUCUAAUUAUGAUCGGUGCUCUAAAGUUUCUCAAGAUACGGGAUAUCACUCUAACCCUUCACUUACAAAGGACCUUAAGCAAAUUAUAGAGGAACUUAAUAAGAUGUGUGUACAUGAAAGAAAAGAGAAAAGAAAACAUUCUCAGUUCCCCCGAAUGAAGGGCAACAUUGUAGGCUCGAUUAAAAGACCAGACCUUGACAAGUGGCUUUUGGAUCAUCUGAAAAGAAUCAUGCGUAGUUUGUAGUAGUACUGUUAUUGAUAGUUGACUAAAUUUUUUAAUAAUAAAUGUAAUUAACAAAUUAAAAUUUUAAUGCUGAUUUCAUGAAUAAGAUUUCCAAAAUUA